Molecule: messenger RNA, 2230 nt
Organism: Chrysoperla carnea
Lineage: Eukaryota; Metazoa; Arthropoda; Insecta; Neuroptera; Chrysopidae
Product: sortilin-related receptor-like
Exons: 4
Coding region: 3-2186 (727 amino acids)
Molecular function (GO): protein binding
Source: RefSeq, a predicted model, not a curated record
CCAUGCAGGCUGUGUGGUGUUAUGCUUUAACUUUAAUCUUACAUUGUCAAUGUUUUUUACAAUUAAAUUCUAAGUUAAUAGUUUCGAGUGAAAAGUUAAAACAACAGCUUACGAAAAAUGAAAAUGGUGAAUUGGUCAUUGGCCGAAAUUGUACAACUGGUAAUGAUCAAAAAACACUUUGCGAAUGUAAUGAAAACGAUUUCGAGUGUGACUACGGAUUCGUUCAGGAUGGUAGUCAGCUCAAUUGUAUUCAGAAUAAAUCAUUAAAUAAUUAUAAACCAUUUGAUAUUCCCAAGGAUUGUACACCGGGUGAAUUUUACAAUCGAACAAAAGGUUAUAAACAAAUUUACAAUGGCACCUGUCUCGACGAUGAACAAGUCUCUCGAUAUAUACCCGAUUUGUUACCAUGUCCAGUAAAUUCGACGGACACCUUUUUAAUCGUGUCGGUUGGCAAUCAAAUUGCUCGAAUUGAUUUGAAAACUAAACAACAUAAAUAUUUACCAGUGGAUAGAAGUAUACCUAGAAAUAUUAUUUCUAUCGACUUUGAUUAUGAAAAUAAUUGUGUUUAUUUCGGUGACAACAAAAAUAAUGUAAUUGGUCGCUCAUGUUUUACGAAUGAAGACAGUAAACUUGAUAUAUUAGUAACAGAUGAAAUUGGUUCCAUCGAAGGAAUGGCAUUUGAACCAAAAACAAAAUUAUUAUACUUUGUAGAUGGAACUCGAGCCAGAAUUGAUGUAGUUCGAACAGAUGUUAAUAAUAUUGAGAGUAUGCGUAAAACAUUAUUAGGACCUAAAGAAUUAGAAAAUCCAAGAGGUAUCGCACUGCAUUCAAAGGCAGGUUACAUAUUUUGGACAGAUUGGUCUUAUGAUUCACCAUCAGUAAAUCGUGCUAAUUGUGAUGGUUCAAAUAUAAAACGAUUGUUUAAAAAACCAACUGUAAAAUGGCCUAAUGCUAUUGCAAUAGAUUUCAUAGCUGAAAGAAUCUAUUGGGCUGAUGCUGGAAAUGAUUACAUUGGUAGCUCAGAUUUAGAUGGGAAAGCAUUUAAAAAAAUAAUAACAGAAAGCAUUUAUGCUCAGCAUCCAUAUGGCAUAGGAGUAUUCAAGGAAAAAGUUUAUUGGGAUGAUUGGAAACGACAAUCAAUAUAUUCCGCUGAUAAAGAUGAUGGUACUGAUUUAAACAAAAUAGAUUUUGACUUGAAACGUCAAAUGGAUUUAAAAGUAGUUGCAUUCGACAUUAACAAUCGUUCGAAUGGCUGCAUUAAUAAUAGCGUUUGUACUCACUUCUGCUUACCAGCUCCUAGCAAUCAAUAUACGUGUGCUUGCCCAAAUAGAAUGGUAAUGAAAAAUGGCACCUGUGUAUGUCCAAAUAGUGAGGUGUACCCCUAUUGGUAUAAACCAAUCAAUAAUAAUGAUACAUGUCCUAGUUCACAAAACAAUUCUUCGUGUCCUACACAUGAAUUUACUUGUGACAAUGGAAAUUGUAUUCCUUCUUCUUGGACAUGUGACGGUGAUAACGAUUGUGGCGAUGAGUCAGAUGAAUUUAAUUGCCCUCAAACUACAUGUGCCCAUAAUCAAUUUAGAUGUGGAAAUGGAUACACCUGUAUCCCUAAAAAAUGGCUUUGUGACAAUGAUAAAGAUUGUCCGGAUGGCACAGAUGAAUUAACUUGUUCUAAUCAAGAUAAAUGUGGUAGAUAUGACUUUAAUGCGUCCGUUGGCGAUAUUUGUAAUCAUACUUGUGGCCCUGAAGAUUUUCAAUGUAAGAAUAAGUAUUGUAUUCCAAAAUAUUGGAUAUGUGAUGGUACACCAGACUGCAUAGAUGGCUCAGACGAAGAAGAAAAUUGUAAACCAAAAUGUAUUAUUUACAAAAAAUGGAAAUGUGAUGGGGGUGAUUGCGUAGAACAACCUGUCGAACAAAACUGUUCCUCAAUAGAAAACCAACCAACAAUGACUAAUUGUCCGGAAAGGACGUUUGAAUGUCAAAAUCCUAUCAAUUCCAAAAAAUGUAUACCUUCCUUGAUGAGAUGUGAUGGAACAUGUGAUUGUAAAGACUGUAGUGAUGAAAAUGGAUGUGAUGUAAUCAAUGUUAUGAAAAUGGAUACAAAAAAAUCUACUCUAUUUCAUUAUACAAAUAAUAUCACGAAUACUAUUAAUAAUAUCACGAAUACAAGGCCUAUAUCUCAUAGUUGAUAGUAUACUACUGAAACUACAAAUAAUACUCCAAAACUUAUGCA